AUGGCGAGCAAGUCGACAACGUCACAGUGGACAGAGCCUACCUCGUGGAAGUGCUCACAGUGCAAACAAGCGGUGAAGCUUUCGGCGAACUAUUGCCCAAACUGCGGGGGACACUGGCAGAAGUGUGCAGCCAAGGAGCAGUCGUACGCCCAGUGGAGAAGACAGCCGUUCCAAGAAGCCAAGGGCAAAGGCAAACAGAGCGGUGCCAAAGGCGUGCGGAAAGAAGGGGAGGAGACUACAUCAGCGCCAGCGAUUGCAGCCUUACCUGCCCCACCCACUUCGUCCAAAGUGCAGCUCCCCAAGCAGGGAAUGGCAGAGGGAGGUGGGGAGGAUCGCAAGCUGAUCGAACAGAUUCUGAGGCAUGUCGAUGUAGGUGCUCUUCCUCAAUCGCUACAAGAGCAAGUGGGACAUCUGGCGAGUCAAGAUCCCAAGAAUCAGGCCAAACGUCUGCACAAGAUGGUCGCCAUCAAGACGUCGGCCUUGCAGGGACUAAAAAAGGUCAGGGAAGAUAUGCUGGCCUUCAACACCGCUUGGGAGAAGUAUUCCACGGAUCUCCUGCAGUUGUGGCAGGAACAGACGAAGGAAAGGCAAGAGAAGAUGCUGGCGUUCCAUCAAGCCGAAAGGGAGUGGAUUGCCCAGCUGACCUCCGCAACUCAAGCACUGCAACAAGCCAUCCGGGAAUCGCCUGGGGCGCUAGAAGAAGAUCAGGAGAUGGAAGUCUCAGAAGCUCAAGUCAACGAAGCCUUGGCGGCAGAGCAAGACCUUCGCACGCUGCAGCAAGAACAUCAGCAGAAGAUGGAGGAGCAGGCGCGUCAAGUGGCCCAGUUGCUCGAGGCCACCCAGACGACGGCGAGGGAAGUGGCAAGUUGGCAGCUUUGGCGCCUCCAGCCGGGGGAACAGCUGCACAAAAAGGAGUGCCUGCACCAGCUUCUGGUGGGCAGUCUUUUUGAGAAGCUCAUGUACGAGCUGGACUUCGUGGGUACCUGGAAGGCGGCUUUGAUUGCGGUCAAUCUGUCGUUUGAGCUGGCCCUUCCGGAAAGUAUUGCAUCUAAUUUUCCCUUGGCUGCUGAUCCGCGUAUUGUUGACGCGGUGGAGCAAUCUGUACAUAGUUUUGAGUUAGACUGUCAGCCCCGUGUGUGCACAUUUGAUUGCCAACGAGGUGUUGCUGGCUUUCCUUUCCCAGAAUCGGGAGAUAGGGCUAGUUUGUGCUUCCCUGCUCUCCACCGCCACCACCAUGUGCUUCCCCUCCAUGUCUCCUUCCAACUUCCGGAGCUGUCGAGGGUUGAUUGUUCCUCAACGUCGUGGCGGAACAAGUGGAAUAGGCAAUUCAACCGUUGCAUUGCUGAGAACAUCGGCAACUCGGCCUUGAUUGCCCCCGUGUCAGCAGAAUGCCCACUUGGAGGCAACUUUUCAGACGGUCCACGCUUUGCACAUCCAUUUGGCCGUGCCUCAAAGGCCGAAUGGACGAAUGCGGGGGUGUGCACUCUAAAUCGCGGCUUUCUUGGCCUGCUCGACCGGUCUUGCAGUGGUGACGCACAUACUAAGGUUGAGGAAGACCAUCUGCCGCCUACUGAAUCCGGUGUCGACAGCUUCCCGCUCCUCAUGACAUGGCCUAGGCUGUUUCAUGUGCCGACACUACCACCCUAUGUAGGUGAACGCACGGUUCUCUUGGGACCUGAUGCCUGCCAACAGCCUCUCCACCCGGAUGGCCUCUGGUUCCCCGACUGUUGGAUGCCAGAGGACCUGCAGACCCUUGCUGAAAUAGGCGCACAGGCAGGCAGGUAUGCCUUUUUCGACACAGUCGAUCACAUUAGAACCGGCCCCUUUGAAGCAUCCUGGGGAAUUGUGGACGCUAUCCAGGAUGCUCUGCAUAAGACAAGAGCGGGGCCUAUAGGGCACAUCCGCGUUCUGCAGCUGCCGUUUGCCGGGCUGCCACGAUUGCAGAUAGUUCUGGUGCCAGCGGGUACUGCGCCCGACUGGACUGCUUUGCCAAUUGACAUGCGCGCCGCUGUUGGCUCUUUCUGCACCGUAAUGGUGCCGAUUGCUGCAACUUGCUUUGCCCACAUCUACCAAGCUACACUUGCCUGCCCAGCAGUGCCAUCUGCAGCGCACAGGUUUGUUGCUAGGGGUUUUUGGAGGGUUCUUAGGGUUGACGGGACGCCCGUUUCGCCUUUCGAUGCAUCCAUCCUGGAUGAAGAUGCCACUUUAGUAGUGGAAGUACAAGCAACUGCUCCGCCGACUCCCUCCACUUCGUCAGCCUCCGCCUCUAGUGGAAAUAGCAGCACUACGGCCACAGAAGGAUCUGACUCCUUCGGAAGAUGCCUUCCCUUUCAUGUGCUCUACCGGCCAGACGAACACGAUGAGCACAUUCUUGUUGCCUUUCAUGCAGUGGGCCACAUGCCGUGGACAGCACACUUCGACAGACUAGUCACGCCCGAGGUGCUAGUCAGGCAUGUUGCAAGCCGGCUUGGGGGAUCCUCCGGUAUUAACGCAUGGAGGAUUGUCUUCCCACCCAGACAGCCUGUCUUUGUUGGAGUGCAUGGGCAUGUUCUUGCGUUACCCUCUGGGAGUGACAGGACCAAGCCCUUCCUCUUUGACAUGAGACGGAUCUUUGGGCCACACCUCCAUUGCAUACGGCUGAUAGAGGCCACCCCGGGACAGGAUGGGGAUGUACAUGGCCUGGCCAGCGCUGCUGAGGCUUUCCUGAUCCAGUCAGGCCUUGUUGCACCGCCAACUGUGUAUCACAACACGGCCAAUCGUGCUGCUGCCACGGUUGUACCUGCACUUGACGGAGCAGUCUGUGUGGUUGAAGACACGCUUCAUAUUGCGCUACAGAUUCCGGGGCUUAGGCAAUCUGCUUUGGCCUAUCAGGGUAAUAACACCAAUGAAGGGACUCUCACUUCAACCACUACCACCUCCACUAGUCGUGUUGAAGACCCCUUCCAGUUUGUGGUGCAUACACCGCGCAGGACCAUUGCGCGUUUGGGGAUUCCGAACGGCCUACCCAGGGGUACCAUCGUUGAAGUCGCGCUGGAUUGGGAUGUUGAUCUGCCCACGAUCUUGCAUAUGCUCGUCCAGAAAGCGGCAGACGAACAGGUACUCCCCCUGGGACUCUCAAUCGAGGCUUCGCCUGUGCAGCCAGAACCGAGAGCAUCGUGCAGAGAGCUAUUGUUCUUCCUGACUGCACCCCAAACCAGGGUUGAACCCAUCUAUGUCUGGGUAGAUGCGCGACCCACUGCUGAACUUGCCUUUUUGCAGGUCGGACAGUUCGCAGGGCCCGAGUCGAUUCUAGCACCCGGGACAAACAUACGGGCACUCUACUUCAAUGGUCACAGGUGGGAUGCCCCAGGCGAGAUGCGUCAUGGUGGCCUAGUUUCAGCCUCCAUUGUGCCCCAAGCUCCUGAUGUGCGUUUGCCGGACCAGUUGGCUUCGGCAAUUCCAGGCAUACAGGCUGCCUUCUUUCCCUUACCAAUCCCGUCCGGCAUCAGCAGACGCCCCCGUUGGGCCUCGAGUCAAACGGAUCACUCUUCCUUCCAUUGGGAUAGUGCGGUGGGUGCCCGACUUAGAUCGCUGGGGUUUAUAAGGGGAAGUGUCUUCUUCACUGUUGUGGGGCAGGGUUUCGCCUACACUGCCUCGUUGGGAAGAGAGCGGCCUUCACUUGAAGCUGUGGCUGAAUGGGUUGAGACCUGGCUGGGCAGUAGAUAUGGUUCUUUGCAGCUCUUUGACACGCGCACCCAGCACACUGGAAGGUGGACCUUUGUUGCGGUGCCUGGUCUCAUGGACCCCCGCACCCACUACAUCCUGCUUUCCUCGCGGGGGCCCGACCUUGCUGCCUUUCAGGUGGAGCAUGGUCUGGGGUGGAGCGCUGUAACCAGGCUUAUUCCUUGGACGCUGCCGCUGUCAGGAAGCCCUGUUCCGGGUGCUUCUUACUAUGCUGAUUUCUGGCCGCCUUGUGAUUCGGAGCAUUCUAUCUUUCUGCACCCCCAUGCUCCACCCCAGGAGCGGGAUGGCGUCAGAGAGGAAACCCAAGGUGGCAGGUGGAGACGGAGGCGCUUCCAACAGAUGUCCGGCACAGAGGCACAUAGUGAUACUGGAGCCGCGAGUUCUACAACAACUACUACCCUCAUGAGGGCCACUAGCCGCACUCAUACCACCACUCUGCCUCUCGCACCGUCAGGACAGUUGGUCCUGACUCUGGUUUCUGGAACUGCCAUUGCGUGCCGUCCCAUACAGGGCACCAGCAUCCAUGACUUGGCAGAAGAUGUAGCCGAGGCUGCCAUGGCCCAUAUCGUGCACGGGAGAGCUCCUGGCCAGGGGAGCUUUCGCCUAGCACAGGUAAUGCCUCACCACUCCAUGCAGCUCGUUGAAGUUCUGAUGGUUUGGAGUCCCUUUGAUUUCGCCACCCAAGUGGUUGUUGAUCUUCGGGGCGUUGGGGGUGGCCUAAGGCAGCAUGCAGUAGAUACCGAUCAGGAUCCUGUAUCGCUGAUCGACGCCCAACUUAGGCAGGCAGGUGUGCACAUCUGGAUCAAUGGCAUCCCUAGCCAAUGUUUCUGUGGGUUACUGCAAGACGGAGACCUGAUCACAGCCUCAUGGCAUGCCUUGUCUGCGCCGAUUUUGACUAGAGCAUCGGUUUUCCGAAGAUGGAACAACUUGGCUCUCCUUGCGAUUGAGACCAGUUCGCUUGUGCUACAGGAGCUGCCGCAAGACCAGACGCAGGCAUCCCUCCAAGUACAUCGGCAUAUUAUAGACUGGCUUGAAAACACUGCGAUUCGACUUGGCUUUUGGCUGUCGCCACAACGACAGGCCUUUGUGUUUAACAGAGUCAGAGGAGAAAUUAUGAUCUGCGUGCAAGGCAGAUUGCCGGCCAGUGCUGCCCAAAUUACCGAAGCGUUGGCCUUGCUUGAUACUUGGAGGGAUAUUAGGGAUCUAGUGGAUACUCGCAUCAUGGCACUUGAUUCGGCAGUCUUUGUGGCCAGAGAUGCCUUUGAAAGGAACCAGUGCUGGCAUCUGGUGCCGGCAUCUGCUUUCCCGCUCACCUUUCUGCUCUGGCCAGUCACGACUGACAAUAUCCACACGGCGUCCCAUUUCCCUGCUCCCGCAGGCCUGGAGGUCCUGUCAGUUGGCCAUCCACAACACGCCACUGUCCAGAGGUAUCACAGGCCGCCUAGGCAAGGGACGAGCCUUGUUCACAUACGCACGUCAAGCAAGCACAGGACUUCGCCUUGCGCGGCGAUGGAGGGUAGCGCAAGUGAAGCCAGGCUCAAGCUUUGCUGGAGUGAUUUCGGUAUUGAGCAGGUCAGGGCCCCUAGUCUUUCUCACGAAGAUACAUGGGCUGCCCGGGUUCCACCUGCGACUGACUUCUCACAAAUUGGUGCAUGUAAGGUCUCGCAUUUUGCCUCCGGGAGGGGUAGUCCCCUUGCUUUGUUGCCGGCCUCGUUUGAUGAACUUAUCGACAGAGCGUUCCUGGCUGGCAUCAACAGUGCCCUGUCCUUCAGUGACCACCCGCUUCGGCGAUACACUGUCUUUGAUGUGCAUAGGCAUGCUCAUGUGCGUUACCUUGAUCCCAGUGCGAGACUUGAGUUUGUUGUGGCUGAUAUUCUUCUAUCAGCCCCUGGCCCGGUACGUGAAGUCAGGCUACUUGAAAUGCCACUGUCCGGGUUUCCUACCCCGCAGUUCGCGGUCACUCUCACGGCUGCCUUCCCGGGGUGGAGGGCUAUGCCCUUUGAUGCGAGGGGGUUAGGCUUCGGGCUGUGUACCAUUGACAUUUGGCCGCGAGCGGAUUGGCAAGGGGUUGGGGCCGCCCUGGCUGAGAUGUGUCACACAGCGGCCAACUGUCAUGGGAUGGGGGCGGAUGUCAGCAGUAGGACCGUGGCCAACACCACCACUCGGCGAGCAGCAAGCGGCCAGCCGACGGACCCCCCGCCCCCCGACCUCGUCCCCCUGGAGGCAAUCAAAGCCACAGCCAGGCCUCCGCCUCCUCCUGUGCCAGAUCUCAGAGGAGAAGAGCCUGAGACUGAAGGAAAUCGAACUACUGAGGAGACACCAGUUGCUCCUUGCGCUGACUCGCAGGGAGGCUAUGCUACUGGGCAGGCUCCACCCCCAGCAGAGGCAGCGCCACCCCCGGAACGGUUGCCAGAAUCUGGAAGCGCUGCAAGCAGCUUACAAGGUCCUCAGUCGUCUUUGCAUACCCAGGCCAGAUGUAUUGUGCCCACCCCCUUUGGCAGAAGAUGCAUUGACCCUAUGGAAGUGCCUCCCAAACCAAUUGCACUUGCUGACGCCGUUCGGGUACCCACUCCGACUGUUGAACAGCUGCGAAACUGCCUUCAGGCAAUUUCGAUGCCGUGGUCAGGUUUUUGGGAAUGGCCGGCCAAGCUCUUGAGCGCUAAGCUUUGUCAGCAGGUUGCUCCUUGGGGAGGCAUGGAUGGACCUGUCCUUGCAUUUCACGUCUUCACAGAUGGCUCUGCCAAACACGGCAAAGGUGGAUGGGGAGCCGUGCUCUGUGUACAGACGGCCGAAGAUGUCUCCCUUCCUUUCCGGUUGGUUGGGGUUGCCGGGGGGCCCACGGGCAAACUGUUCCCUCUGGAUGAGUCCCUCGCCCAAACCAACAAUACGGCUGAGGCACAGGCUCUUCUUGUGGCCUCCCUGUUCGCCUUCUCUGCCGGCAAGAUCCCAGUCCACUUGCAUGGAGAUUCUUGCAUCACUUUAGGAGAAGCGGCGGGUUGGUCCAACACCAUACGGCCCAAAGAAGGUGGUGAGCCACUCCUGCACGACGCCCUGCGCAUGGUCACCCACUGUCUUCUGGAACGAGGGAUAUCGCUGCAGCAUCAUUGGGUCAAGGGUCACUCGGGCCUCCUCUGGAAUGAAAUUGCCGAUAGGAUCGCAGACGCAGGGCGAAGAGAAAAAUUGGCCUCCGUACCCUUCCUCAGGCAUCCGCUAUUGCCAUGGGCUUGGCUGGCACACACGGGUGCAGGCCUUCCAAGUCUGGACCAGCUUUGUCAAGGCCAGUAUGAGCAGGUAGACGUGCCGACUGCCGAUGACCUUCAUUCAAUCCUCCGGGAUGUGCAUUGCAAGGCACCUGUUGGCCAGAAACCCUGUGUCCUGAAGCUGAUGACGGCCAAUGCUUGCACACUGACAGGCAAAAUUGCCUCGUUCAAACAACAGGGCCAGGAGCUGGGACUGCAUGUGGCUGCCUUCCAAGAGACAAGGUGCAAGGAAGGCCAGAUAAAUGGGGAGUGGAUUACGUUUCAUUCGGGAGCUCAUAAAGGGGGAGACGGGAUUGCUUUGUGGUUUAAUUCGGCUGCACAAUGGGGUAAAGGCAAGUCAAGAGUCCCUCUGCAGCCGGAGCACCUUUUCGUCCUCCGCAGCGAGCCCACACUCCUUAUGGUUGCUUGUCAACAUCCAGCCUGCCGUGCGCUUUUCGUGGCAUAUCGAGGCCCGCACAGCCUCAGACCAGCCGCUGAAAUUACCCAAUGGUGGGGUCGUCUGAGGACGAUCUUAACACCGCUUGCCGCCAAGUGGCAGUGUGUGCUACUGGGAGAUGCAAACGCCAAAUUGCAUCACACUUUCCUGCCACAUGUCGGUGACAUUGGAACUGGGGACCAAGAUUUGGCGGGCGACCUGCUUGCAGAUCUCGCAUCCAAGCUAGAGCUUUGUGUGCUGAAUACACACUCACAUGUGCUACAAGAGGUCUCCCCCUACACCUGGAAGCAGACCAGGUUGGACUACAUUGCUGUUCCUGCUGCGUGGGGAGCUGACGCGUGGUCCCAACCUGGAACGGACUUUGAUCUGCUCAACCCGCGCGAUGAUCAUGUACCGGUCAUCAUUCACUGCAGGAUACAGCCUGCGCAAAGCGUCUCUUGUCCUCCAGCACGACGCACCUUCAGAAGAUUGCCUCCGGAGGCUUAUGAUAGGGCGCUUGAUGCCGCUGCUUCCAUUCAACUGCCAUGGGAAGUCAGUGUUCAUGAGCACACCGAGGCCUUUCUGCACACCGCCAGGCAGAGCCUUGAAGCCUCGAUCAAGGCUCAGCCCAAAUGCCCUCGCAAGCCCUAUGUGAGCAGCGAAGCAGUUGAAAGGAUUGCCCAGAAACGCUGCGCUGUCAAGCAAGUCCAAGCCGCCAGGAAACGACUUGACCAGAGCAGGUUGCGCUCCUUUUUUGCGCAUUGCAAGAGAAAGAGAAGUGCACAAGCUAUGCGCACUAUCAAGCUUGAUAGAUUUGUAGUGGCCAUUUGGGAGCAUGUCAUUGCCCUAGCCAACUAUAAUGUGCGCACUCAGCUUGCAGCGGAUCGCAAUGCGUACAUUCAUAGGUUAGUUGCUGACAUCCAAGAGGGCACAGCAAGCAAAAAGGCGCAGACUGUCUACGCCGCGCUUAAACACAUCCGGCCGGCCUCCAAACGGGUGCUAUGGGGCCCACUGUGGAUGCUUAACGGAGCAGACGGAGAAGCGGUGCACACAUUUGCCGAAGCACAAGGGGUCAGGGCGACGCACUUUGGAGGUCUAGAGGCAGCUAGACCUGUAUGUGCUUCCUCCAUAGGGUCCCAUUACCUGGAGGUUCCGCAGAAGGCAGUCUUUCGCAUUCAGGACCUUCCCACGCUUCUUGAUCUUGAAAAGGCCCUGAGAGAUCUCCCCAAAAGGAAAGCCCCUGGAGUCUCAGGACUGCCUAACGAGGUGUGGUUGUGCAGUGCCGCAAAAGCAGCGCGCAUCUGGCUGCCUCUGCUUUUAAAAUCGCAUUUGCGCCUCACCGAGCCCUUGCUUUCCACACUCUACAAAGGCAAAGGAGCAGUGACUGAUGUCGAGAGUCAUCGCUCAAUCUACCUCAUGGAGGGGGUAGGCAAAGCCCUUCGCAAGUUGCUGCGGCCACAUUUGGUCGAAUCCCUUGCUGGGCAGAAGCCGGCCCUGCUGCAAGGCAGCACCCCUCACAGCUCAUCAGCGCAGCUCACGCAUUAUCUUCUCACGCUUGCAGCACUGUCGAAGAGCAAGGGAUACUGCUGCGCUCUCCUUUUCGUGGAUGCGAAAUCAGCGUUCUACAGGGUCUUGCGAGAGCGCUUGGUCAAGCUGCCGAGCUGUGACGAUGAACUUUGCAGCAUACUUGAGCAGCUGGAAAUCUCCAAAGAGGCGUAUGAUGGGGUUAUGGCAUGGAUGAAAGGGGACACUCUGCUCACGGGCGUGGCUCCCCAUAUCAGACGCAUUGUUGCCUCCUGGUUUGCCUGCCCCAAUUUUGUCCUAAGAGGCCUGCCAUGUGCCUUCCGCUCUCGUGCCGGCACGCGUCCGGGUGAUGCCAUGGCUGAUGUUCUCUUCGCAUUUGUGCUUUGCGAUGCCAUGGCAGAGAUCUCCAGUAGGCUGGAGGCUGAGGAUCUUCUCAGUGGUCCGCAAUGCUCACCAGCCCAGCAGCCCACUUGGGCAGAUGACGUGUGCAUACCGGUCUGCUCCAAUGAGGCUGCCAGGCUCCCAACCAGGCUGAGCAAGGUAUGCGCCAUCAUGCACACGGCCUAUACCAGGAGAGGUCUUGCUCCGAACUAUGCCAGGGGCAAGACAGAAGCGGUCAUCUUCUGGACUGGAAAGGGCAGCCAGGCUAUGAAGAAACAGCUCCUGCACGACCGACAUGUCAUCAAAGUCCAGUCCGAUCCAAACUGCCAUCUGGAUCUGGCCGUGGUUCACAGGUACACACACCUCGGGACACUCGUUUCGGCGCAGCUGUCAUCAAAGGCGGAUUUUGCUGCUAAGCUGGCUCAUGGUGUCCAGGCGGCCGCCCCUUUGACGAAACAAGUACUGCGCAAUCCAGCCAUCCCUCUCAAGGGCAGGUGUCAGCUCCUGGAGGCCCUGGCUCUUUCAUCUGCCUCACACAAUGUAGGAGUAUGGGUGCCUGAUGCAGCGUCACUGGACAGAUGGGAGAAGGGCAUCUCGGUCAUGUACCGCAUGCUUCUACCGGAGGAUAGGUGGGAUCAUCACCCGGCCUACCCAGGCACUCCAGAGUUGGCGGGAGCACUCUGCCGUCCAGCACCAGCUGCCCUCUUGCUCGUAGAACGGGUCAGGCAUCUCUUGAGGAUUGUGCGGGAUGACAACCGGUUCUUAUGGGAGCUACUCCUGGAGCAUGCAGCUCAAACGGAUGACUCGUGGAUUCACCAAAUCCAUCGAGACUUGGCCUUUCUAGCCAAGUGGGCGCCUGGCGUCAUCAACGAGCAGACUGUCAGGAGUGCUUGUGCUUCUGCGGAUGGCCUGUUAAGCCUCGCGUCCGAGCACGCAACAGUUGUCACCAGAGCGCUGAAGCUUGCUGUCAGGGCCCAUACAAACAGCUUGGGCAAGUGGGCUGCCUUCCAGGUGAGAGCAAGAAGGGAAGGAAUUGCCAGGGUGGACAAGAGUCCACCGCCUACCUUAGCUGGCGACUUUGCUUGUUGGCUCUGUGAGGCUACUUUUCCAUCCACCUCACACUUGGCCGCCCAUGUCCAAUGCCAACAUGACCACACCAAUAUCGCCAGGCCCUUUGCUAGCGGCUCGACUUGCAAAGCGUGCCUGCGCAACUACUGGGGCACUGAAAGGUUGUGCCGUCACUUGGCGCACGGCCACACGGGUUGCCUCCCUUUCUUGCUCGCCACGAUGCAACCGUGCAGUGAUACUGACUGGACGCCCUCUCCAGGUCCGGCAUCUCACUGGCCAGUGAUCCGUGUCCAAGGGCCAUUAAGGCCUAGAAGGGAAGCUGAUACUGCUGCAUUGUGCGCUUCUCUGCUGGAGUUGGAGGGAUGGGAAGUGCAAGCAUUGCUGCCGAGCUUAAAAAAAUUCGAUGACACCGUUUUUGAUGUAGCCAACAUUCUUGUACAACAUUUCCCGGUGAAUAGAGCCCCCGUUCAAAUGGCGGAUUUUCUGCCAGACGGGAAGGUUCUCAUCGACCGUUGGCUUUCCGGAUGA
Messenger RNA from Symbiodinium natans, 10899 nucleotides. The record is from the annotation of a GenBank genome assembly. Lineage: Eukaryota; Dinophyceae; Suessiales; Symbiodiniaceae.